AUGUAUUGUUUACAAUGGCUAAUUCCCGUGCUGCUUAUACCUAAACAUUGGCUCCAUCCAACGUUCAUUAUUGACCAGGCUCUCUUCAUGUGGUUUUAUGUUGUUGGGUUUUUUAUGGAAAGAAGGCCUUGCUAUAUAUGCUCCAUAAUAUUUUUUACGGCUGUUGGAUUAUUAUGUUGGAGUGAUAGUGAUUCUUGCAUAUUUUGGCCCUCCUGUGAUACCGUUUUCAAUGGAGAAAUGUGCGCAUAUGUGCGCGAGAAAAGGCAAUGGCUCUCGUAA
This is a messenger RNA of Brugia malayi, 279 nucleotides long. RefSeq lists its product as uncharacterized. NCBI's taxonomy places the organism in Eukaryota, Metazoa, Nematoda, Chromadorea, Rhabditida, Onchocercidae. Bases 1 to 279 code for a protein of 92 amino acids. The transcript is spliced from 2 exons. The record is from RefSeq and is a predicted model, not a curated record.